UUUUCGCACCGAUGGCGUUCCAGCGGGACGUGCUGCCGCUGCAGCAGCUCGUGCUGAAGUACCUCUCCAAGCGGUAUGCGCCCGAGAUCAUUAGCGACGCGAGCCUCGAGCGCGCGCACAAGAUUGCAGACCCCGCGCGGACCAAGACGCACAAGGCCAAGCAGGAGCUCAUCCGCGCCGUGUUGCAGACCGGUCGCUUUGGCGACGAGACGCUGCCGACAAGCUUCUUCCAUCCGAGCUUGACCAAGAUCGAGAUCAACGGCGCGCGCAUCUCGACCGCGUUCAUUGAGCGCAUGGCGCGCGUCUGCACCAAGCUGCACGUGGUCAACUUCUCGGGCUGCUUUCGCCUCACGGACGCCUGCAUUCGGGUGCUCCUCUCGCACUGCAAUGACAUCAAGGAGCUCAACAUUGAAAACUGCCGCAAGCUCACAGACGAUACGCUGCGCGCACUCACCGAGAUGUGCCCGAAGCUCCACAGCAUUGACAUUGGCGGCAACACCAACAUGACGCUCGAUGGCAUCACGGCCUUCGUCGAAAAGCACCCGAACCACUCCAAGUUUCUCAAGCUGCACAUCUCAGGCCACGCCGUGACCGACCACACGCUCAAGAUCAUUGCGGCCAAGUGCAGAAAGCUACAGAGCAUCAGUGUCGGCUACUGCGGCGUCUCGGACGAUGCGCUCAUCGCGCUCCUCCAGCGAAGGGAGUCGCUCGUGAAGCUGUAUUUGCACUGGAACACACGUAUCACCGACCGCCUUCUCGACCACCUCGCCCGGCACUGUGCCAACCUCCAGGAGCUCGACAUUUGCGGCGUCAAGACCGUCACCAACGACGCCAUUUACGCUUUCUUGCUCGCCAAGAUGGACGGGGCCGACGAUGGGCAGCGCGACGCCAAGCGCCUCAAGCGCGUCGACUUCAAGUACACCAAUAUUUCUAAGGAGGUGCUCGCCCACACCCACGAGAUGUACCCGGACCUCGACGUCGUCUCGUGA
Saprolegnia parasitica CBS 223.65 is the source of this 989-nucleotide messenger RNA. RefSeq lists its product as hypothetical. Gene Ontology annotation, cellular component: SCF ubiquitin ligase complex. The transcript has 5 exons. Gene Ontology annotation, molecular function: protein binding. The record is from RefSeq and is a predicted model, not a curated record. Lineage: Eukaryota; Oomycota; Saprolegniomycetes; Saprolegniales; Saprolegniaceae. Gene Ontology annotation, biological process: SCF-dependent proteasomal ubiquitin-dependent protein catabolic process. Bases 12 to 989 code for a protein of 325 amino acids.